This is a messenger RNA of Orycteropus afer afer, 3033 nucleotides long. The record is from RefSeq and is a predicted model, not a curated record. Lineage: Eukaryota; Metazoa; Chordata; Mammalia; Tubulidentata; Orycteropodidae.
AUGGGGGAGGUGGAGAUGGUGGGCGGUAGGCAGCGGGCAGCGGGAGAACCUUCUGGCUGGUGGACGGCCUUCAGGCCUGAGGCUGUGCCUGAACACUACAGCUACGCACCCUCUGGUGCCAGUUCUGGCCUGCCGCUCAGCACAGCGCUCCCCACACUGCCCGCCCCGUGCCAUGACCUGCAGACGUCCAACCCUGUCAUCUCCAUCCUCCCAUCGACGGGCCACCCCUCGGGGUACGGUGGCACAGUGGACAGCGGGCCUGCCGGCUACUUCCUGCCUUCGGGCGGUGCCAGGCCCAAUGGCGGCCCAGCCCUGGAGAGCCCCCGCAUUGAAAUCACAUCCUACUUGGGCCUGCAUCCAGGCAGCAACCCGUUCUUCCACGAUGUGGAGGUGGAGGACACUGUCCCUGGUGCCAGGCGGGCACCCUCCACGGCCACACUGCCACUGCCUGGCCUCGAGGCCUACCGGGACCCCUCCUGCCUGAGCCCGGCCAGCAGCCUCUCCUCCCGCAGCUGCAACUCUGAGGCCUCCUCCUACGAGUCCAACUACUCGUACCCCUACGUGUCCCCGCAGACGUCUCCCUGGCAGUCCCCCUGUGUGUCCCCCAAGACCACCGACCCCGAGGAUGGCUUCCCCCGGGGCCUAGGGGCCUGCACUCUGCUGGCCUCCCCACGGCACUCACCAUCCACCUCGCCGAGGGCCAGCGUCACUGAGGAGAGCUGGCUGGGCCCUCGCGGCUCCCGGCCCUCCUCACCCUGCAACAAGCGCAAGUACGGCCUGAAUGGGCGGCGGCUGUCGUGCUCGUCGCACCCUUCGCCCACGCCGUCCCCGCAGGGCUCGCCUCGCGUCAGCGUGACUGAUGACACAUGGCUGGGUGACUCCACCCAGUUCACUAGCUCGGCCAUCGUGGCAGCCAUCAAUGCCCUGUCCACCGACAGCUCGCUGGACCUGGGUGACGGUGUGCCCGUCAAGGCCCGCAAGACCACGCUGGAGCACACGGCCGCCAUGGCACUCAAGGUGGAGCCGGCCAGUGAGGACCCCGGAGCCCCUGCGCCCGCCACCACCUUCUCCCCUGAGGAGUUCCCUGCCUUCCAGCACAUCCGAAAGGGCACCUUCUGUGACCAGUACCUGUCAGUGCCGCAGGCCCCUUGCCCCUGGGCGAAGCCCAAGCCCCUGUCUCCAUCUUCUUACAUGAGCCCGUCCCUGCCUGCCCUCGACUGGCAGCUGCCGCCUCACUCAGGACCGUAUGAGCUUCGGAUCGAAGUGCAGCCCAAGUCCCACCACCGGGCCCACUAUGAGACGGAAGGGAGCCGGGGGGCUGUGAAGGCGUCGGCCGGAGGACACCCUAUUGUGCAGCUCCAUGGCUACAUGGAAAACGAGCCACUCACGCUCCAGCUGUUCAUCGGGACAGCGGAUGACCGCCUGCUGAGGCCUCAUGCCUUCUACCAGGUCCACCGGAUCACGGGGAAGACCGUCUCUACCACCAGCCAUGAGACAAUCCUCUCCAACACCAAAGUCCUGGAGAUCCUGCUGCUGCCAGAGAACAACAUGCGCGCAACCAUCGACUGUGCCGGAAUUUUGAAGCUCAGGAACUCAGACAUUGAGCUUCGGAAAGGAGAGACUGACAUCGGGAGGAAGAACACACGUGUGAGGCUGGUCUUCCGUGUCCACAUCCCCCAGCCUGGCGGCCGGACCUUGUCCCUGCAGGUCGCAUCCAACCCCAUCGAGUGCUCCCAGAGGUCGGCCCAGGAGCUGCCGCUGGUAGAGAAGCAGAGCACGGACAGCUAUCUGGUGGUGGGCGGUAAGAAGAUGGUGCUGUCGGGACACAACUUCCUGCAGGACUCCAAAGUCAUCUUUGUGGAGAAAGCACCAGAUGGUCACCACGUCUGGGAAAUGGAAGCGAAAACUGACAGAGAAAUGUGCAAGCCAAACUCGCUGGUGGUUGAGAUCCCCCCGUUCCGUAACCAGAGGAUCACCAGCCCAGUGCAGGUCAGCUUCUAUGUCUGCAACGGGAAGCGGAAGAGGAGUCAGUACCAGCACUUCACCUACCUUCCUGCAAAUGUUCCAAUUAUAAAAACAGAACCCACCGAUGACUACGAGCCUGCACAGACCUGUGGACCAAUGACCCAAGGGCUCAGUCCUCUCUCAAAGCCCUACUACAGCCAGCAACUCCUGCUGCCUCCCGACCCUGGUGCGUGCCUUGUGGCUGGCUUCACAUCCUGCCAGCAGAGAAGCACGGUGAUGUCACCCCCACCCAGCACAAGCCCACAGCUCCACGACCUGUCUUCUGCCACUUACACCAAGUGCAGCCCCAGUGCAGGCCACGGCCACCUCGGACUCCAGCCACCCGCUGGAGGAGCCCCCACCACUCAGGAAGUGCCACGACCCAGAGCUGUCCCCCCAAGCACUCCCCACUCAUCAUCUCAUGCCACGCUGCAGCCGCAGGUGAGUCAGCAUCUGAGCAGUUCCCCUGGUUACCAGCAAACACUCUAUCCCAACAGUCCCUCUUCUCCAGUUCCGUCCGUUACCCAAGAGCCAACCUAUUUGCAGCCCUGCAGCCCAACAUGCCCAUCUGCAGUGGGCCACCAGCAGCACGGACCCCUGAAGGUUCACAGACAUGAGUCUCCAAACACCCAGCCUCUGUCACUGCCAGAGUUGCAUGAGGACAGUAGUGAUAAGUUGGCCCCUAUUCCUGUAACCAUCAAGCGAGAACCAGAAGACUUGGACCAGUUGUACCUGGAUGAUGGUGAGUGCUCAGAGUCGUACAGUCAGGGCCACAUUUCUUCCCGGGUGUACCGCCAUGUUCCCCAGGGCCCUUUCGCAGCAGCCUUUACUCCUGGAGCUGUAUCCCGGAAGCAGGGAGGGGUCACUCCCAUUGACUCACACCUCUGCUCCAAGCGUGGGCACAGAGCAGCUGCCAUGGGUCUGGAGCUGGCCCCUGGGCACCUGCUGACCACCACCUGGUUCCCUGGGCUGGGCCCAGGGCUUCUGGAUCCCUACUGCCCAGGUGUGAGUUCUCGCCGUUGUUCCUAA